AUGUGGAGGUUGAAGAUAGCAGAUGGUGGGAAAGACCCAUACAUAUUCAGCACAAACAACUUCGUGGGGAGGCAGAUAUGGGAGUUUGAUCCUGACGCAGGUACACCUGAGGAGCGAGCAGAGGUUGAAGCUGCUCGUUGCGAUUUCUAUAACAACCGCUUCAAGUUCAAGCCCUGUGGCGACCUACUUUGGCGGUUUCAGAUUCUGAGAGAAAAGAAUUUCAAACAAACAAUAGCCGGUGUGAAGGUUGAAGAAGGUGAGGAGAUAACAUACGAAAAAGCCACGACAACGUUGACAAGGGCCGCACAUCACCUAUCAGCAUUGCAGACCAGUGAUGGCCAUUGGCCUGCUCAGAUUGCAGGUCCUCUCUUUUUCCUUCCUCCCUUGGUCUUUUGUAUGUAUAUUACUGGGCAUCUUGAUUCGGUAUUCCCAGGAGAGUAUCGCAAAGAGAUUCUUCGUUACAUAUAUUGUUUCCAGAACGAAGAUGGAGGGUGGGGACUACACAUAGAGGGUCACAGCACCAUGUUUUGUACUGCACUCAAUUACAUAUGUAUGCGAAUGCUUGGAGAAGGGCCCGAUGGAGGUCAGGACAAUGCUUGUGCUAGAGCAAGAAAGUGGAUUCUUGAUCAUGGUGGUGUAACACAUAUACCUUCGUGGGGGAAAACUUGGCUUUCGAUACUUGGUGUAUUUGAUUGGUGUGGAAGCAACCCAAUGCCCCCUGAAUUUUGGAUUCUUCCUUCGUUUCUUCCAAUGCAUCCAGCAAAAAUGUGGUGUUAUUGCCGAUUGGUAUAUAUGCCUAUGUCUUACUUAUAUGGGAAGAGAUUUGUGGGUCCAAUCACACCACUCAUCUUACAAUUGAGAGAAGAACUCUUUACUCAACCUUAUGAAAAAGUUAAUUGGAAGAAAGCGCGUCACCAAUGUGCAAAGGAAGAUAUUUACUAUCCCCAUCCUUUGAUACAAGAUCUAAUGUGGGAUAGUUUGUACAUAUUCACUGAGCCACUUCUUACUCGCUGGCCCUUCAACAAGCUGAUCAGAGAAAAAGCCCUCCAAGUAACAAUGAAGCAUAUCCAUUACGAAGAUGAGAAUAGUCGAUACAUAACCAUUGGGUGCGUGGAAAAGGUUUUAUGUAUGCUUGCCUGUUGGGCUGAAGAUCCAAACGGAGAUGCUUUCAAGAAGCAUCUUGCAAGGGUUCCAGAUUACUUAUGGGUUUCGGAAGAUGGAAUGACCAUGCAGAGUUUUGGUAGCCAAGAAUGGGAUGCUGGCUUUGCCGUUCAAGCUUUGCUUGCCACUAACCUUAUUGAGGAAAUUGGUCCCACGCUUUCCAAAGGACAUGAUUUCAUCAAGAAAUCUCAGGUUAGGGACAACCCUUCAGGAGAUUUUAAGAGUAUGCAUCGUCAUAUUUCUAAAGGGUCAUGGACCUUCUCUGAUCAAGACCAUGGUUGGCAAGUUUCUGAUUGCACUGCGGAAGGUUUGAAGUGUUGUCUACUUUUAUCAACGUUGCCAGCGGAGAUUGUGGGGGAAAAGAUGGAACCGGAAAGGUUAUAUGAUUCAGUCAAUGUCUUAUUGUCACUUCAGAGUAAAAAGGGUGGUUUAGCAGCGUGGGAGCCAGCAGGCGCUCAAGAAUGGUUAGAACUGCUCAAUCCCACAGAAUUUUUUGCGGACAUUGUAGUUGAGCAUGAAUAUGUUGAGUGCACUGGAUCGGCAAUUCAAGCUCUUAUUUUGUUCAAGAAGCUUUAUCCCGGCCAUAGGAAGAAAGAGAUAGAGAAUUUCAUUGCUAAUGCAGUUCGAUUCCUUGAAGAUACACAAACAGCUGAUGGUUCAUGGUAUGGGAACUGGGGAGUUUGCUUCACUUAUGGCACUUGGUUCGCACUGGGUGGUCUAGCAGCUGCUGGCAAGACUUACACUAACUGUGCUGCCAUUCGCAAAGCCGUAAAGUUUCUACUCACAACACAAAGAGAGGAUGGUGGGUGGGGCGAGAGUUAUCUUUCAAGCCCAAAAAAGAUAUACAUACCUCUUGAAGGAAGCCGAUCAAAUGUAGUACAUACAGCAUGGGCUCUUAUGGGUCUAAUUCAUGCUGGCCAGGCAGAGCGAGAUCCUACUCCUCUUCAUCGUGCGGCAAAGUUGCUCAUCAAUUCUCAACUAGAAGAAGGCGAUUGGCCCCAAGAGGAAAUCACGGGAGUAUUCAUGAAAAAUUGCAUGCUGCAUUACCCAAUGUAUAGAAAUAUUUAUCCAAUGUGGGCUCUGGCUGAAUAUCGAAGGCGGGUUCCAUUGCCUUCCACUGCAGUUUAACUUGAAAACAGG
Messenger RNA from Gastrolobium bilobum, 2301 nucleotides. RefSeq names its product beta-amyrin synthase. Gene Ontology annotation, cellular component: lipid droplet. The record is from RefSeq and is a predicted model, not a curated record. Gene Ontology annotation, molecular function: beta-amyrin synthase activity. The coding region runs from base 1 to 2289 and encodes 762 amino acids. The transcript is spliced from 16 exons. Lineage: Eukaryota; Viridiplantae; Streptophyta; Magnoliopsida; Fabales; Fabaceae. Gene Ontology annotation, biological process: triterpenoid biosynthetic process.